AUGGGUUCGAAAAUAUCGGUACAAAAAUACCAACAUCAACAUCAACAACAUCAACAACAACAACAACAACAACAACAACAGCAACAGCAAUAUUCAUCUACACAUGAACAAAACUCUUAUUCAACAAGCAGUCGACCUUGUCGAAAACGUGAUCAUCAACUAAAGGUUGUUAGUAAUGAUACGCUACUUGCUUCUGGUGUAGAAAUAUCAAAUUUUCAUAGACAUCAUCAAUUAACAUCUUUAUCUUGUGAUGAUAAAUCUGAUCAACAAGAAGAAGUCAUUGAAUUACCAUUAACUAAUAAACUUGGAAGAAAAAAACCUUCUACUCAUUCAAAUACACAAAAAAAACAACUUUCUUUACGAAAAAGUCGAUCAACUGAUAAUUUAUUAUAUUCAACAACUGUUAUUACAGCUGAACAAUUAUUAAAUAGUCAUGCAAAACGAAAACAACAAAAUCAAUCACCAAUUUCUCAAAUAUCUACACAAUCAUCUCAAAAUCAAAAUCAAAAUCAAAAUCAAAAUCAAAAUCAUAUUAUUGAAAAAUCAUCAUCGACAAAUAAUGUUCAUCAAAUAUUUCCUUUAAAAUCAACAAGAAAAAAAAUUUCACCAAAUCUUCAACUUGUUUUGAUUGAAUCACAUGAAUUUCAAAAUGUUCGUGAAAUAGGCAAAGGUAAUUUUGGUAUUGUUUAUCAUGCAUUAUACAAAGGUACACGUGAUGUUGCAUUAAAAACUUUAUAUAGUCCAGAUGAAAAAACAUCAGAAUAUUCUGUUGAAACUUAUGAUGAAAAUAUGCAAGAAUUACUUUAUGAAGCACAUAGAAUGACACAAUUAAAACAUCCAAAUCUUUUACGUAUACUUGGUGUUACUUUUUUUGGAGAUAAACAACAAUUAAGUUUAGUUACAGAUUUUAUGAAAAAUGGUUCUUUAUUAAAUUAUUUGAGAAAACGUCGAGAAAUUUUUUUAAAAUCAGAUUCUCAAACUAUAACAAAAAAAUUAAAUAAAUUUGGAAGACAAAUAUUUGAAGCUAUGUUAUAUUUAGAAGAACGAAAUAUUAUUCAUAGAGAUUUAGCAGCAAGAAAUUGUUUAAUUGGACAAGAAGAUAAACUUAAAGUUGGAGAUUUUGGUUUAACUACAUUGACUGAAUGUGGAUUGUACAAAGGUACUGGUCGUUCCGUAUGUGCUCCACGUUGGACGUCACCUGAAGGAUUAUUUUCAUCGAAAUAUUCUUCUCGUUCAGAUGUCUGGAGUUAUGGUAUAACUCUUUGGGAAAUCUAUACGUUGGGUGAAAGACCAUUUGGAAGUAUCAACAAUUUUGCUGUUCAUAUUCUUUUAAAAAAUGCUUCAGAAAAUCUUAGUCGUUUUCUUCCACAACCAGAACACUUUGGAUCCAAUGAAAUAUAUACGCACAUUAUUCUUCCUUGUUUAACAUAUAAUGUUGCAAUGCGACCACGUUUUCGUGACUUAAGAGAACGUCUAAUCACUAUUCUUACAGACGGUGAAUAA
Messenger RNA from Rotaria sp. Silwood2, 1503 nucleotides. The record is from the annotation of a GenBank genome assembly. NCBI's taxonomy places the organism in Eukaryota, Metazoa, Rotifera, Eurotatoria, Philodinida, Philodinidae.